CUCACUCACCCCUCCCCCACCCCAACUCAUUCCAAGUUUACGCACUUCGGUUUUUGGUUGUUUUUUUUUGGGUUGCGUUUAGUUUUGUCUUCUGCAACAUGUAUUCGUGAGAAUGUUUUUUUUUUUUUUUUUUUUUUUUUUUUGUGUGUGCGUGAGUCGACAGUUUUCGGGUGACGGUGGAAUGGGUUUGGUUUAGCUGUUGAGUGAGUGAGUGAGUGGGUGUGUGUGUGUCUGAGGAGGGGGACUUGACCUGUAAGCUAGGUUGUGUGAGGUUAAGCCUUGGGUUGACACUCACUAAUGCUCGUCUUGACAACGAACGCCCUUCUUUUGCUUAUCUGGAUUCCCUGAAGACUUGUGUCAAAGCCUUGGAGGCUGCAGAGGUGGUCCACCAUAAAGCCAGGCUUGGGUGCAUGUGGACUGUCUUGAGUACUAGAAUCAUAUUGCCGUUGGUUUUUCCUGGAGGUUUGUGCACACCAGUGUCUCAUGUCCCGGAUGGUGGGUUUUGAGUCAAGUUUUUGGUGAUUGUCACAGAAGUGGCCAGUCUAGGGGAGGUCCACCAUAACGUCGGUGUGCUUCACGGAGGGUUGAGUAUCAGGCUUUAUCUUAUUGCGUUGAAAAUGCUCCCUCGGCAGAUUCCUGGGUUUUGAGGAUUGUGGGUUUUGUGCGUUCGUGGACUUUAGGAGCGUUGGCUUUCGCAAUAGGAGACUGGUGGCUUGGUCGUUUGAACGUAUACUCUCUUUUGUUCGUGGACCUUACUGGUUUCCGUGUUGCGUAGCAGUCUUCGUGGUCUCAUUGCAAGCACACCUACCUUAUGGACAUUUCCGGCUCCUGAAGUUUGUAGCGCGCAAAGUUAGUUUGCCUUGUUCUUCUACUAAACUACUGCCUCCUUUUCUCGCCCUGGCUUCCGCGAGAUUCUUUUCAAGCAAUUCCGGUGGAACCAACAGAGAGCUCGUUGCGGGACGUUUCGAGAUGGAAGGCGACGCUGCGGGUAUUUCUCCGGCUGCGCCACCCGUGAAGCGACGGAGGGGACGGCCUCGUAAAUCAGAACUACCACCAACGCCGAGUAGCGCAAAAGACGCUGUGGGAUCCCAAAAAGCAACAGGAACUGGUACUGAUUCGACGAAGCCGAGGAAGCAAAGGAAGAGAAAAGGUGUGGAAGUCGCCCCAGCUAGUGUGGAUGUGUCCAUGAUUGGGCAACAAGUGACUGGUGUGUUGGAUGGAACCUUCGACGCGGGCUAUCUCUUAAGCGUCAGAGUUGGAAGCUCAGACAUGAUAUUGCGCGGUGUUGUAUUCGGUCCUGGCUUGUCUGUGCCUCUAUCAAGAGUGAACGACAUCGCACCGGGUGUGAAGCAAGUCAGACGAGAGGAAAUGCCCUUACCGCCGGCUUCAAAGCUUCCCAUCCCUCCCAAACCUCCCACUCCUGCCAAGCUUCCGAUAGUUUCGCCAUCCCUGCCAUUUGUAGUGCAAACGCCUCCCCCUCCACCCAGUGCUGUGCCCCCAACAUCCGCAGUCCUGGAAGCAGCUGCAGCCGUGUUUGGCAAUGCCGUCUCCGCGGCCUCGUCUCCAGCUCCACCCUCGACAGGCCUGGUGGCGGCGUUGCAACAAUUACCCGGGGGUGGGUACACCCCAGACCCAUCCACUUUCUCUCAGCCCACCUUCCAAUCCGAGUCUGCGAAGCAAGUCACCCAACAGGCCAAAGUGGUUCAGUCCGGGGCAUGAUUUCUACCCAGCAGUUUGCAUUGCUCAGUGUAUUCUUAGUUUUUGGAAGUUUUAUUACUGCUGGUGAUUUCUCUCAUGUUGUUUGAUUAGCUGCGAGGUCAAAGCUUGGUUGUAGGCAACCGAAGCUUAGGGGUAACAAGGGGCGGGGUGGGAGGGCAAGUAGACUUCCACCUUGCAGGUGAUAGUUUCUGUACAGAAGCAUGUUUGGAAGGAGGCAGCAGGAGCAAGCUUGACGGUUACUGCUAACGAUGGCGUAGAGAUAGCGACAGAGAAAGCGAUAGACAGACAAACAAGCAGGCAGGCAGGCAUAUCCCUCAAUUUCGUCCCACAUUUAAAUCGACGUAGGCAGGGCAGGAGAUGAUCAACGAUAUCGUCUUUAGGAUUUUGUCAGCAUAGUUUUUGUGUGUUCGGAACCUUCACACUCUCAAUACAGACACCGCCAGACUCUCGCACCUCCCGUAGUAGCAGCAGCAGCAGUAGCAGCAGCCAGCCACUGCUGCUUCUGCUGCUUGCUUGCUCUCAUCCCUUGAGUUGAGCCAUCCCAAGGUGUAACAUGUCUGCAAGGAAACAUUUCCUUUACACUCCAAUUUGUUUCUUCUUUUGCAUUCUUCAAUUCAAAACCACUUUUCCUUUUCUCCCUCUCA
Physcomitrium patens is the source of this 2363-nucleotide messenger RNA. The record is from RefSeq and is a predicted model, not a curated record. Lineage: Eukaryota; Viridiplantae; Streptophyta; Bryopsida; Funariales; Funariaceae.